AUGCAGAGCGAAUCCGAACCCAUUCUCGGCCGUAUCGUACUUGUCGGAGAUACACAGGUCGGCAAAACAUCCAUUAUUCAGAAAUAUCUUCGUGGCCAAUGUUCUCAAGAGCAGAAAAGUACAAUCGGUGCAGUUUUCCAUACUCAAGAAGUUGUUUUCAAUAACCGUAAAGUUUCAUUUCAGAUUUGGGAUACUGCAGGCCAAGAGAGAUAUAAAGCACUUGGUCCAAUCUAUUAUCGUAAGUCAAAUGCUGCAAUCGCUGUUUUCGAUCUUACUCGUAAGGAAACUCUCCAGUCUUUAGAAUCUUGGAUUGAUACAUUCCGUUCCAACUCCGAUGAUAAUUUCGUUGUUAUUGCAGCUAAUAAGUCUGAUCUUGAAUCAAGCGUCUGUUUCUCAGUUGAGGAGACAUCAGAAUUUGCUUCCAGAUUAGGCUGCGAGUGCAUCUGGGUUUCUGCAAUGACUGGCGUUGGCAUUGAAGAGUUAUUCCAAGCAAUCACAGAACAUGUCUAUAGUAAAGUUGUUGUUCCAUCGGAUGAACAUGUUGUCGAUGUUACAAAGGCCCAGGUUAACGCCGAAGGCGAGCAACCUUGCUGCUAA
Messenger RNA from Trichomonas vaginalis G3, 597 nucleotides. Its product is annotated as GTPase protein. Bases 1 to 597 code for a protein of 198 amino acids. Gene Ontology annotation, molecular function: GTP binding; GTPase activity. The record is from RefSeq and is a predicted model, not a curated record. NCBI's taxonomy places the organism in Eukaryota, Parabasalia, Trichomonadida, Trichomonadidae. The transcript has a single exon.